Messenger RNA from Racocetra persica, 128 nucleotides. NCBI's taxonomy places the organism in Eukaryota, Fungi, Glomeromycota, Glomeromycetes, Diversisporales, Gigasporaceae. The record is from the annotation of a GenBank genome assembly.
CAAAGUUGGUCAAUUCCCAGAAGAUUUGGAGUUUUGAAGAUCUUCCCGUGUUCGGAGACUUUGUUACCGAAGGUCCGAAAGCUCCGAAAGCUCCGAAAGUGAAUCUUGUCCGAAAGCUCCGAAAGUGA